This is a messenger RNA of Staurois parvus, 328 nucleotides long. The record is from the annotation of a GenBank genome assembly. NCBI's taxonomy places the organism in Eukaryota, Metazoa, Chordata, Amphibia, Anura, Ranidae.
UGGGCACUGGUGGGUGGCACUGAUGGGCACAGGUGGGUGGGCACAGGUGGGUGGCACUUCUGGGCACAGGUAGGCGCACUGCUGGGCACAGGUAGGUGCACUGCUGGGCACAGGUGGGUGCAUUGCUGGGCACAGGUGGGUGCACUGCUGGGCACAGGUGGGUGGAACUUGUGUGUGGCACUGCUGGGCACCGAUCAUCAGGACACUGGUGAUCAGUGAACCUGAUGAUCGGUGCCGAUCCCCGCUCUGACAACUGCCGGUUUUCGGCAGUACUUUCCUCACGAUCUGACAGCGUGAGGAAAGUGCAGCUGAGAACCGGCAUUUGCAU